CUCGUACAUUCUAAAAGUCCAGUGAUUUAUAAAUGUUGUGCGAAUCGGUUCGAAUGAACGGUUCUAAAGAACGACUCGUUCACGAUUCGAACAUCGCUAGUGGAUGGUGCGGCGGCAGCAGAAAAGAGAGCGCAGUCUCCGGGAGGGCUUCGGCAGACCGUUGGGCUGUUCACAUCAUCUUCAGACAUGGCAAAGGAAGGGACUGAGAUUGCUGAAGAGACCGAGCAGAUGAUAGACCAGAAGGAGCCGGACAAUCCCGUUUCUGCGGCGGUAGAUCCAAAAGAAAUGCGGGCUGUGGUGCUGACGGGCUUUGGUGGUCUAAACAAACUCAAAGUCACCAAGAAACCAAUGCCAGAGCCUCAAAGAGGAGAAGUCAAAAUUCGCGUGAAAGCAUGUGGGCUGAACUUUCUUGAUCUAAUGGUGCGUCAAGGAAAUAUUGAUAAUCCUCCAAAAACUCCUCUUGUGCCUGGAUUUGAGUGUUCUGGGAUUGUAGAGAGUGUUGGAGAAAACACCAAAGGCUUUGAGAUAGGUGACAGAGUGAUGGCCUUUGUAAACUACAAUGCUUGGGCAGAGGUGGUGUGCACACCGUUGGAUUUUGUGUAUAAGAUCCCAGACGACAUGACAUUCUCAGAGGCGGCUGCCUUCUCUAUGAACUUUGUGACUGCCUACAUGAUGCUGUUUGAAGUGGCCAAUCUCCGGGAGGGGAUGUCUGUAUUAGUUCACUCCGCAGGAGGUGCGGUGGGUCUAGCAGUCGCUCAACUUUGUUCCACUGUCCCGAACGUCACUGUGUUUGGGACCGCCUCGCCCUUCAAGCACGAAGCCAUAAAGCAUUCAGUCACUCAUGUGUUUGACAGAAACAUCGACUACGUUCCAGAAGUUAAGAAGAUAUCUCCAGAUGGAGUAGAUAUUGUACUGGACUGUUUGUGUGGAGAGAACACAGGAAAAAGCCUAACUCUGCUCAAGCCCAUGGGAACGUACAUCCUGUAUGGUUCAUCAAACAUGGUGACAGGAGAAACAAAAAGUUUCUUCAGUUUUGCUAAAUCUUGGUGGCAGGUUGAGAAGGUGAACCCUAUCAAACUCUAUGAAGAGAAUAAAGUCAUAGCCGGAUUCUCGCUCCUGAACCUCCUUUUCAAGCAGGGAGGGUGCAACCAAGUCAAAACAGCGGUUCAAAAACUUCUUUCCCUUUACGACCAAAAGAAGAUCAAGCCUGUUGUUGAUUCCUUAUGGGCACUCGAGGAGGUGAAGGAAGCCAUGCAGAGAAUCCAUGACAGAGGAAACAUAGGGAAGCUGAUUUUGGACGUGGAAAAAUCUCCCACGCCUUUGAUGGCCAAUGACAGCACAGAGACCAGUGAGGCAGGUGAGGAAGAAGAGGAGCAAGAGGAAGACAAUGACAACAAAGAGCGAAUGCCCUUCAUUCAGUGAAGCCAGACUCAUCCAGAGACUAUCAUGAACCUGAGCUGAGCUCCGUGUCAUUGUGAAACGUAUGUGUGUGUGUGAUGUGUUCGGUCUGUUGUUUGUGUGUGUCUUUGCCUGCUUUGGACAGUGCGGUCAAAAAUACUCCAAAACACUAAGUGUGUUGUUACAUGUUCGACUGAAGUGCCAUUCUUAGUGCGGUGUUGAAUUGUUGCAGUGUUAACGUUACUGUAGGAUAGGAUUGCCUUUUCAUGAAAGCCUUUUGCAGCCUUUCGGAUGUUUUAUUUGGCCCCCUCAGUCAGUGGAUUGAGAGAUGACUGCAGUCAAAGUCCAAAACUAAUGCUUGCCAAGAGACAAAUGGAAGUCAAAAUUGGUUUUGGCAAGUAAAUUAAAUGCAGCAGUGGCUGGAAACUUCAUAAGGAACUGUAAUUUAAUACAGGGUGUAAGUCCACAGUAGGAUAUAAAUUACUUUAAGUCUUCAGAUGUCUUGAAAUUACUUUUACCUCAGUGAGCAAUUAUGAUUAUUAAAAAAAUUAUUCACUACCAAAAAAUGACAAUUCUGUCCUCUAUUCAUGCUCAUGUCACUCCAAACCCAUAUGACUUUUUCUUUUGCUGAUUUUUUAAAAAUUUUUUGCUAUGGACGUCUGAUGAAGGCCUAGAAGUUGGCAGAAACAUCAAUGUUUUUGAAGAAAUAAAGUAUGUUUGCAGAGUGAGUGCUGCACUUUUCUUCUGAAAUUUGAGAUUUUUGGUUGAGCAUCUGCAUUUUAUUUUUAUCUAUUUCCAAGCAUUUUGGUAGCCAUUGACUUCUAUUGUAUAAAAAAAAAAAAAAAAAAAAAAAAUCUCUGAGACAUU
Molecule: messenger RNA, 2265 nt
Organism: Cyprinus carpio (common carp)
Lineage: Eukaryota; Metazoa; Chordata; Actinopteri; Cypriniformes; Cyprinidae
Product: vesicle amine transport 1-like
Molecular function (GO): oxidoreductase activity
Source: RefSeq, a predicted model, not a curated record